Molecule: messenger RNA, 839 nt
Organism: Camelina sativa (false flax)
Lineage: Eukaryota; Viridiplantae; Streptophyta; Magnoliopsida; Brassicales; Brassicaceae
Product: dirigent protein 13
Source: RefSeq, a predicted model, not a curated record
UAUAGUCUAUCACUCAUUUUUUUUACUGCCCAAAAAAAGGAAAGCACCUGAAUUAUUAUGACUAUAAAAUAAAGGUUCCCAAACCCCUCUUUCAUGCUCACAACAAAAUCAAUAAUACUUGCAUAUUUUUCUACCCAAACACUCUAACUAUGGCAAAACAAAUCUACAAACAAGUAUUAUCCUCCUUGAUCUUCUUGUCUGUUUUACUUUACCAAUCCAACACCGUCUCAUCUUUUCGAAAAUCACUCGACCUAGCGAAACCAUGCAAGCGUUUCGUCUUCCACCUCCACAACGUUGCCUACGAUGGUGAUAACACUGUUAAUGCCACAUCAGCAGCAAUUGUCAACCCUAUCGGACUAGGAGACUUCAAUUUCGGGAAGUUUAUAAUUAUGGACAACCCUGUGACAAUGGACGAGAACUAUCUCUCCAAACCGGUGGCUCGUGUUCAAGGCUUCUUCUUCUACCACGGUAAGUCGAAAUACGACACUUGGCUCUCUUGGUCAGUAGUAUUCAAUUCAACACAACAGAAAGGGACAUUGAACAUAAUGGGUGAAAAUCCGUUUAUGGAGCCGACCAGAGACCUACCGGUCGUUGGUGGGACUGGCGACUUCAUCAUGACUCGUGGGAUCGCUACGUUCACGACCGAUCUCGUCGAAGGCAAUAAGUAUUUCCGUAUCAAAAUGGAUAUUAAACUUUAUGAAUGCUACUAUUAAAGAGACUAGUAAUACAUGUCUUGGGUUUGAUGUUUCUAAGUUGAUUUUUGUGUUUUGGCAUUUUAUUGCUUUUCUAUGUUUGUAGUUGAUGUUCCAAAGUCCAAUAAAUUGAAUAUUUUGAUAAAA